UCAAUAUCAAAUAUCAUACAACAUAGCCUCGAGUGUCAACUUUCAAUUAAUGUUUCAAAAUAAAAUUAAUGCUAAAAUAUGAGUAAAUUUUAUGUGAAUUCGCUUGAAAAUUGCGAACUGGGAAACAUUCCUCCCACUGAUUUUAGUGGUCAACCUUUGCAUAGGCAUCAACUAUGCGUGUCGAAGGCCGCUUUACUGCGUGGCAUUGUGAUUUUAGUGCUGUUUAACCUUUGUUUGGUCGCUUUCGUUUAUCUUUUGCACUUUUACGUCAACACUUUGCCUGAGGAUCAACGUAAUAAUGUCAACACCGUCUUCUGCAGCGUUGGAGCUCUUUUGUUAUGCAUUACUUUAAUCAAACUUGGAGACUUUUCUAAGAACAAUCCAAACUUUUACUACAUUUAGGCCAAGCAGACGUUGGCUUCAUGUUUUGGUUUCAAUAAAUUAUGCAAUUAAUAAAUAAAAUAAA
Molecule: messenger RNA, 466 nt
Organism: Drosophila albomicans
Lineage: Eukaryota; Metazoa; Arthropoda; Insecta; Diptera; Drosophilidae
Exons: 3
Coding region: 79-402 (107 amino acids)
Source: RefSeq, a predicted model, not a curated record